AUGGCCAUUGUCACGGAUACAGUGAAGGAGCAACUCCUCGGGAGCUCAGAGCAGCCUCAGCUCUCGCACCAGGCGCGUGCAAACUUCAAUCGUCAUGCGCAAAAGGACGAGCAUGGUGAAUUGUUUAUGAACGAGGAGAACUUCAUCAAUGCCGUCGCACCCAAGCAGGAGGAUUAUCACAAAAUCAAACGCGAGCAAUAUGGUAUCCUCUUCAACGUGGCAGACCGACGCAGAGCCGGCAAGCUGAACAUGGCCGACUGGGCCUCCUUCGAAAAUCUCCUUGCGAAGCCCGACGCCGAAUACGAGAUCGCCUUCCGCCUCUUCGACUUCGAUGGCACCGGCAGUGUCAAGUUCGAUACCGUCCAGGGCCUGUACAACCUCAACAAGAGUGCCGACAGCAUUCCCUUCGAUUGGAACUCAGAAUGGGCCUCGCUGUACGGUGGCCGCACCAAGACUCGCCACGACAUGACCUACCCUCAAUUCGCGCAGAUGCUGCGCGGUCUACAGGGUGAGCGCAUUCGUCAGGCAUUCCACAUCUUCGACAAGGACGGUGAUGGCUUCAUUCAGCCAGAGGACUUCCAGCGCAUCAUUCUCGAGACCUCAAAACAUAAGCUGUCAGACCAUGUUUUGGAGAACCUUCCGACUCUGUGCAACAUCUCCACUAGUAAUCACAUCUCUUACGCCAACGUGCGUGCUUUCCAAAACGUCAUGCGUGAGAUGGAUAUUAUCGACACGAUCGUCCGAGAGGCCACUAAAAAGAGUAAGGAUGGCAAGAUCGAUCGAUCUGACUUCCUCAAUGAGGCCGCUCGUCUCACUCGCUUCUCACUUUUCACUCCGAUGGAAGCUGACAUCCUCUUCCACUUCGCCGGUCUGGAUGCCCCCUCAGGGCGUCUCUCUCAGAAGGACUUCGCCAAGGUCAUUGAUGCUUCAUGGCGCAUUCCCGUCAUUGCUGCGCGUCAGGCUGCGACAGCCGGACAGGAAGUGGCCGAGAAGACGAAGGGAUUGCUUCACAGCGUUCUGGAGUCCGCACACCACUUCGCCCUUGGUAGUAUCGCCGGUGCUUUCGGCGCGUUCAUGGUGUACCCCAUCGAUCUGGUCAAGACCCGCCUGCAAAACCAGCGUUCCUCUCGCCCAGGCGAGAGACUCUACAACAACUCCAUUGAUUGCGCCAGGAAGGUUAUCCGUAACGAGGGUUUCACCGGUCUUUACUCCGGUGUCAUUCCUCAGCUGAUCGGUGUCGCGCCUGAGAAGGCGAUCAAGCUGACAGUGAACGACCUUGUCCGUGGAUACUUCACCGAUAAGGACACCAAGCGCAUCAAGUACCUGCACGAGGUCAUCUCCGGUGGUACCGCUGGUGCUUGCCAGGUUGUGUUUACCAACCCUCUCGAAAUCGUCAAGAUCCGUCUGCAGGUUCAAGGUGAGAUCGCCAAGAAUGUCGAGGGCGCACCUCGCCGUUCCGCCCUGUGGAUCGUUAAGAACUUGGGUCUGGUCGGUCUGUACAAGGGAGCCAGCGCAUGUCUCCUGCGCGAUGUCCCCUUCUCGGCCAUUUACUUCCCCACAUACUCUCACCUAAAGUCCGACUUCUUCGGUGAGACUCCCGAAAACAAGCUGGGUGUUGUCCAGCUCCUCACCGCCGGUGCCAUCGCCGGUAUGCCCGCCGCUUACCUGACCACACCCUGUGACGUGAUCAAGACCCGUCUCCAAGUCGAAGCUCGCAAGGGUGACACCAAGUACAACGGCCUUCGUCACUGUGCCACCACCGUCUGGAAGGAAGAAGGUCUGGCUGCUUUCUUCAAGGGUGGUCCCGCCCGUAUCAUGCGGUCCUCCCCACAGUUCGGUUUCACCCUCGCCGCCUACGAGGUCCUGCAGAAGGCCCUCCCUAUGCCCGGUGAAGGUGACGCCAUCACUCCCACUGGUCAUGUCGAGCCUUCCGUCGGUGGACACGGCGCCACGGCGCCUCUGCCCUACCUCCGAUCAAGGAACGCCCUUAAGCUCAUCCUCGAUCUGGACCAAAACAUUGGCCGUGUGCAGGUCCCGCGGCCUGAAAACUGGCCCAAAUUCCUGCAGGGCUCUAAAUAG
Messenger RNA from Penicillium brevicompactum, 2079 nucleotides. Its product is annotated as citrin. Bases 1 to 2079 code for a protein of 692 amino acids. The record is from RefSeq and is a predicted model, not a curated record. Gene Ontology annotation, molecular function: L-aspartate transmembrane transporter activity; L-glutamate transmembrane transporter activity; calcium ion binding. Gene Ontology annotation, biological process: malate-aspartate shuttle; L-glutamate transmembrane transport; aspartate transmembrane transport. NCBI's taxonomy places the organism in Eukaryota, Fungi, Ascomycota, Eurotiomycetes, Eurotiales, Aspergillaceae. The transcript is spliced from 2 exons.